GCCUGCCUGCCUGCCUGGGCAGGGCGGGGGGCUGCUGCUGGUGGUCGCCAUGACUGCUGUGUUUGCCUGGCUGUCUGCCGCAGCCGCCUGGAGCUGAGCGUGGGGAGGCGCGGCUGGAGAGGAGCUGUCCCUUCAGCACCAUCGCCGGCUCGAUUGGGGCGCCCAUGAGGCUCACCUCCCAGGCAAGGGUGUAGGCUGAGCCCUGCCGAGCCAGGAAAGGUCUUCUUGCGGGGAGAAUCCGGGGCUGCAUCGCCACCUUCUCCCCGGGUGUGACCGCCACCGGCUCUUCCCAGCGAGAAAGCUUCCUCUCCAAGCCGGGAGGAAAGGACCCCGCCCCAAGGAUGCUGUUGAGCAGCUCGGGGAAGUUUCACGCUCCUCGAGUGGGUCGGAGCAGCAAGAGAGGCUCUCCAGGUCUCCUCCCCCCGUGCCCCAUAUAGAUUUGGAAGGCGUCGCUCACCAUGACAAGGCUGAGCCUAAGGGAUUUAUCAGAGACUGAUUUGGAAGACAAUGAAAUCAGCAUCAAUGUUGGUGGCUUCAAGAAAAAGAUGAGAUCCAACACGUUGUUGAGGUUUCCUGAAACGAGGCUGGGUAAACUGCUGAGCUGCCAUUCGAAAGAGUCGAUUUUAGAGCUUUGUGAUGACUACGAUGACACCAAGAAUGAGUUCUACUUUGACAGGAACCCUGAACUUUUCCCUUAUGUGCUCCAUUUCUAUAACACCGGGAAGCUGCAUGUGAUGGGUGAGCUUUGUGUCUUUUCCUUCAGCCAGGAGAUUGAAUAUUGGGGAAUCAAUGAAUUUUUUAUUGACUCUUGCUGCAGUUACAGCUACCAUGGGAGGAAAAUGGAACCAGACCAAGAAAAGUGGGAAGAUAACAGUGACCAAGAAAGCACCACCUCUUCCUUUGAUGAGAUCUUGGCUUUCUACAAUGAUGCCGCCAAGUUUGACAACCAGCCUUUCGGGAAGAUUAGGCGGCAGCUGUGGCUAGCUUUAGAUAAUCCUGGCUAUUCUGUUCUGAGCCGAAUUUUCAGUGUCCUUUCCAUCGUGGUGGUUCUUGGAUCCAUCAUAACCAUGUGCCUCAACAGCCUAUCAGACUUUCAGAUUGUUAACAAGAACGGGGACUUGGAAGAAGACCCUCGCUUUGAAAUUGUGGAACAUUUUGGUAUUGCAUGGUUCACCUUUGAGUUGGUAGCAAGGUUUGCUGUAGCCCCAAACCUCUUGAAGUUCUUUAAGCAUGCCCUCAAUCUGAUUGACCUGGUGUCCAUCCUCCCGUUUUAUAUCACUUUAAUUGUUAAUCUAGUGGUGGAAAGCAGCCCUACUUUAGCCAAUUUGGGUAGGGUUGCACAAGUCCUGAGACUGAUGAGAAUAUUCCGCAUCCUAAAACUCGCCCGCCACUCCACAGGCCUUAGAUCUCUGGGAGCCACCCUCAAGUACAGCUACAGAGAGGUUGGGCUUCUCCUGCUGUAUCUCUCAGUUGGAAUCUCUAUAUUUUCUGUAGUGGCUUACACAAUUGAAAAAGAAGAAAACAGGGCCCUAGAGACCAUCCCGGCUUGCUGGUGGUGGGCUACAGUUAGCAUGACCACAGUUGGCUAUGGGGAUGUUGUCCCUGUGACCACCGCAGGCAGGCUGACAGCUUCGGCCUGCAUCCUGGCUGGAAUCCUGGUCGUAGUCCUUCCAAUCACACUCAUCUUCAACAAGUUUUCUCACUUUUAUAGGCGUCAAAAACAGCUAGAAAGUGCAAUGAGGAGUUGUGAUUUUGGGGAUGGGAUGAAAGUGGUUCCUUCGGUCAACUUAAGGGACUAUUAUGCCUACAAAGUGAAAUCCCUCAUGGCCAGUCUCACAAACAUGAGCAGGAGCACGCCCAGUGAAUUAAGUCUCAAUGAUUCAUUACAUUAAUCCUUGGUCCUAAGACCAGUUUGCAUGCUGGAAAACUAAGAGGUGUGUUUAUAUUUGUUGUUUCUCUCACCCCAGCAUCUAAUAUUGUUGGUGAUUCACCAAGGGAUGGAUGAUUCAUGUAAACAUUCUUUUUCAGCGUGAGAUAUCCCCUUUUUGCAGAAAUCUUUUGGUAGCGAUUGCUCAUGUUUGUGAGACUGGCCAUGUGGUGAAUUAUUUGUUGUGCACCAAGACUGAAUGACAAUAUACAUUCUGAAAUGUACGCAACUUGUGCUGGCCUGCACUUGGAAUGGGCAGUAGAGUCUCGCUUAUUCAACAUAAACAGGUCAGCAGAACGUUGGAUAAGUGAAAAUGUUGGACAAUAAGGAGGGAUUAAGGAAAAACCUAUUAAAAGUCAGGUUACAUUGUGAUUUUACAAAUUAAGCACCAAAACAUGAUGUGUUACAACAAAUAGAUAGAAAAAGCAGUUCAAUACACUGUAACGUUCUGUAGUAAUGACUGUAUUUAUGGAUUUAGCAACAAAACAUCACAAUGUAUUGAAACAACAGUGGAUCCAGGCAGGAGGCAGACUGCAUUGGAUAAUACACAACGUUGGAUGAGCAAAGAUUGGAUAAGCAAGACUCUACUGUAUGCUGAAUCAACUCCAAAGUCAUGAUGUACAUGAAUUAUCACUACAUGCAAAAAGUCCACCUAAAGGUUAUGCAAAUCUAGGUAUCUCAGCAGUACUGAAAAAGAUGCAUUUUAGUUAUAGUUUGCCACUUGACUGCAUUUUCAUCCAGCAACAUAGAAACAACCCCCUGGGUUUUUUCUACCUGUUGUCUUCGUGACAUAGUGCUGGUGGUGCUGUGCUUCUUUGUCACAUGUACAUUUUGUUUCGGAAGUCCCUGUAUGAAUACUGAAAAUAAUAUUUCCAGAACACCACAUACAUUCAAAAUCACUUCAGAAAUUAGAAACAUGUUAACUCAAUUCCAUUCUCAUUGUGAAAAUUGCUAAGCACCUAAAGACUCAAAAUUGUAUUCUCUCCCCAUGUCAAAGAACUUUCUUGGUAUCACUAACUAAAAUUUCACUUGAGGACUUGACCCUUAUGAUGAGUAAUGCUAUCAUAACCAUCCACGUGAAACCAAGAUUGAGUUUAAUUAUUCUCAUGACACUGGUGCUGAUUAUGUAAAACUUUUAAUUUAGCAAAAAGUCUGUCAAACUGUGGAUACCAUGGGUGGGAGGAAGUGUAAAGGCCAGGUUGCCUUUUCAAGCCUGUCCCCUCUACUUCCUGCUGAAGAGGCAUCAGACCUCUGCUGAUCAAGUCUGUUCUUGCACACAAAGAGCACCAGCUUCUGUGUCUUGGCCCUCUUAGGCCUGGAACAGGAGUGGAGAACAUGCAGCCAUUUACUGUGGUUGGACGUCAUCCACCACCAGCCCUAUCCAGAAUAGCCAAUGUGAAGUUUGGUGGAAAUUAUAGUUCAACAGUAUUUGGAAGAUACAAGUUCCUACCCUUGGUUUACAGCAGGCAUGGGCAAACUUAGGCCCUCUGGGUGUUUUGGACUUCAACUCCCACCAUUCCUAACAGCCUCAGGCCCUUUCCUUUUCCCCCUCAGCCGCUUAAGCAGCUGAGGGGGAAAAGGAAGAGGCGUGAGGCUGUUAGGAAUGGUGGGAGUUGAAGUCCAAAACACCUGGAGGGCCCAAGUUUGCCCAUGCCUGUUUUAGAGUCUGAUAGAUUAUUAAAAGAUUUUGACAGAAUGUUGACAACUUUCUUUAGACUGAUAGGAAGAUAAACAUGAAGCAUGCUAAGGUUGAUUUUCAAGACCAUUUGGUAUUGGCAUAUUUCUCUUCCUUCUGAGGGUUAUUGAUAAAAACUACACUGGGCCUGUGAUGACCGAUUUUGAGAUGGAUCUCUCUGCUUUGCAACUGAGAGAUAUCCAUUAGGACUUCCUCUCUCUAAAAGGUUUAUUGUGAACCAGAUUCUUCUGUUAUUGUGCCCAAGGCCUAAUAUUCUCAGGCACAAGAAACAGAUAUCUCCUGUAAACUUCAUUUAGAAGUUACACAUACAUUUAGAAGUUUACACACAUAUACCAAAAAAUACAUCGGAGCUAAAAACAUCAACAUGAGAUGGUAACUCUUGCUGCUGAUGAGUGAAGAGAAAUACACCAAAGUCAGUGGGUAAACACAGUAAUAUGUAUUGAUAUUGAUAUGAAUGGUAACUGCCUACUGGUCAAAAAUGUAUUAAAAUGAUGUAAUACAUA
This is a messenger RNA of Anolis sagrei ordinatus, 4126 nucleotides long. RefSeq names its product potassium voltage-gated channel modifier subfamily S member 2 (gene KCNS2). NCBI's taxonomy places the organism in Eukaryota, Metazoa, Chordata, Lepidosauria, Squamata, Anolidae. Gene Ontology annotation, biological process: potassium ion transmembrane transport; protein homooligomerization; regulation of delayed rectifier potassium channel activity. The record is from RefSeq and is a predicted model, not a curated record. Gene Ontology annotation, molecular function: protein binding; voltage-gated potassium channel activity. Gene Ontology annotation, cellular component: voltage-gated potassium channel complex; membrane.